AGUCGGGCACUAGAUAAUGUUCUAGUGUUAUUUAGUUAAGGUAGCUAUAUAUUUAUCAUGUGUACUGAUGAACGACACUGCUUGUUGGUCCUAGCUUUUUAAUUGGCUAGCAGUUAGCUUAUUUUGCCAUCGAAAGUCGAGCUUUGCUUGACUAUAAUUCAUCUUAUUAUCUAGAGGACUCUGACCCAAAUCAACCCUCCUGGUUUGAUGGGUCCGAUAAUUGGGAUGUCUCCGGAUAAGAAAGCAGAAUUUACAGGCUCUCAGGGCAUGUGUGGAGCAGGGACUCUUCCAGAAGCAGAAAGUGCCUCCAGCCCUCUGGCCACUAGUCUGGACCGGAUUGGCCCUGCUGUGAUGGUGGGUGUGUCUGGGAUGGAGCCUGAGGAUGAUGAGUUGACCAAUCUGAACUGGCUCCAUGAGAAUCUGCUGCAGAACUUCACCUUGGGAGGGCCGGAAGCUCCACCGUGCAAUGCGCCACUGUUCGACAUCGAGGGCAGUGCCGGCUUGCCCCAGGACCACGGCCUGUCCUCGUCCUCUUCUGUUUCAUCUGGUAGUCCAGGCGGUGAGCGCGAUCCCCUCAAAUCGAAACCCCCGUUCUCCUUCUCGCUCCUGAUCUACAUGGCCAUCGAGCAGUCUCCCAGCAAAUCGCUCCCUGUGAAGGACAUCUACGGCUGGAUCCUGGAGCACUUCCCUUACUUCUCCAGUGCCCCCACUGGCUGGAAGAACUCAGUGCGCCACAACCUGUCCCUCAACAAGUGCUUCCGCAAGGUGGAACGAAGCCUGGGCAAGACCAAUGGGAAAGGCUCUCUGUGGUGCGUUCAUCCUGAGUUCCGGCCCACUUUGAUGCAAGCUCUGAAGAAACAGCACUUCCCUAACGCACAUGCCUUCUGCACCCCACCUGCCUCCCCCCCCAGUGCCUCGUCUCCUCCUCACCUGUUUUCGUUGGAGCAGGGCUACUCUCUGAAAGAAUCUGAUUUUGAUGCUGCCACUGCUAUGAUGCUGUUAAAGUCUGCCUCUGAGCAUCACAUUGCCUCAUAUGAUCAAGAAGGGCCCAUUGACCUGUCCCGAAGGGUCCUCGUGAGUCGCGAUCCAAAACAGGACCACAACUACAGCAGCGCGCCCAUGUGCUCCCCGCCACGCCAGACAUCCCCCUGCCAGGCAGCGGCCUCCGGCCCGGGUUCCCGACUGCAGCAGGAGAGAGGCGGCUGGCCCCCCAGCGCCCACGGCCCCCCACGCAGCUCCUUGCCAGGGAAGAGGGCCAGGCGAGAGUCCCGGCCCGAGUUGGACGAGGAGCUGAAGGAGGCGGCCGGCUCGCUCCUGCACCUGGCUGGCAUCUGCACAAGCCUGGGCACUUUGAGGGGCAAGAGCAGGAAGCUGAGCAGGAAAUGAUGGCCAGUGGCUCGGCUGCUCCGCCCGACGGGACUCCUUCCUGGGGCCUCCAGGCCUCUCUCCUCUGGUUCCCCUCUUGUUGGCAUUAGUUUAUUUUAUUUAUUUUUUUUCAUCUUUUUCAAACCUGGAUCAAAUUCACUGUCAUCUCAUUAAACAGGCAAUACUAACACAUACACAGGAGAGAAAAGCCAUACUGACACUUUUUUGUUGUGCAGUCAAGAGUAAAGGAAGAAGAUGCACAUUGAACCGCCACCAUAAGUUCUGUUCAUGAAUGAAAGGGUGUGAGGAGAACAGUAGAACUUGGAGGGGAAAAAAACCCAGAGGAUAUUUGCAUGCUUCCACAUCUAAAAACCACACAAACCUAUUUAUACUGAGAAUGAAUGCAUGGAUUUCACAAGGUCCCAAGUGGCCAUCAUCAUAGAGGGGGGAAAAAACUAAACAAGAGAAAAAUAGAAAUAUGGAAGUGCCAUUGAUUUUGGAUCAUAAGACUUUGGUUAAGAAAUAUGAUACAAAGAUAAAUGCAAUAAUUAGUUGACCUGAAUACUUCUUUUAUUUUUGUACUGCUGUUUUUGUAUUUUGUGUGGUGAAGAUAGCAUGUCCCUUGGAGCCCUGUGCUAUCACAGAUAUGAUGUCAAAACCAUGUGACUUUUCUGUCCAUCCUGAUUGGAUCUGUGCCCUUACCCAGCCUCCCAGUGCAGUACAUAUAUAUGUGUCAUGCAGAGGAGAUGAGCAGUUCGAAGGUGACACUGUAGCUCUUGGCAUGCACACUCACAUCAGUAUUUGUCCCGUUUAUCCAUGUAGCCGGUGUAGUCUUGUGCCAUCACGUUCACUGCCUUAACCCCCCAUUCACGCUUACGGCGCUUUCGCAUUUAGGCAAGCAUAGGAAACGACACACUGAACGACACGGCGAGGCAUGUUCAGCCGAGAACCCCAUUCCCUCUUCACUGACCCGAUCGGCGUCUCCCUGCCCUUCCUGUAAUCAGCAACGCCGUUCCCCACAUAUGGGGUCUCGGACUGGCUCGUGUCUGCUGCGAAAGCGAAUAGCAAUCGCCGAAGAUGGACUUUAAGAAACGGUGCUUCUCUGGGUGGAGAGUGGUAGAAGCAGAAAGGCUCGUCCGUUCCGGCUGAGAGGGGGCGCUCCAACAGGCAGGCCUUCUCCGCAGAUAUCCCCACACCCGGGAGGAAACUGGACAUAAUGCAGCCUCUGGAAGAAGGGUGGCCACGGGCCAGGUGGAAGAGGAAAAAACAGCCCUGUUCCGGCAGCUCUUUUUGGGGUGGCGUCAUGGGAACGGACCUGCAGGAUGUCAGGCGGGAGAAAGGCGAAGUUCUAACGUGGGUGGACAGUGUUGGCGCGGCUGCAGCGUUCUGCUCUCAACGCACCACUGCUGGGAGUGGAUCUGACCUGUGCGCAUCGUCUCCAUAAAGAACUUGUUGGACUUUCUGUCCAAAUUCAUGUUUAGGUUUGUGGUUUCUCUGAAAUCCUCAAGGAUAUUAUUGACAGCAGCUACUGCAGCUAUCUCUGUGACUUCGACCUCUUUUAAAAUGGUUUUUUUUUUUGGGGGGGGGGGGGGAUUUUUCAGUGUUUGAUUUUUUUUCAUCUCAGCUUUUAUCUGCCUGAAUGAUUGAAAUACCAUUGCCGUUUAUCUCUGGUUCUGGCCAUAUUUAUCCCUGCUCAGGACUCAAUACACCUCGCAGGCCAGAACGAGGCCUGGCGCCUACUGAGCAGUUGGAUCAGCAGCACUGCUGAAAUCUGCCGUAUGAAUGUUCAUUCUGUGCUUUCUGGUUGAGCUCAGCUAGGCCUGGGAUAGCUGUGGAACGUUUUAUCUGUUCCUGACCGGGUCUUUGAAACCCCUAUUUAAUUUUAUUUCUUUGAAUGCCUGCUAUUAUGAAGUUGUGGCCCAAUCACUUUCACCAAGGCUGCCAAUUUCCCUUGAUCUGUACAUAGUGAUGACACAAAAUGCAAGUAUUACUGGAGAAGAUGUAGAGGAGAGGGACAGUGCUGUAGUAUUAGAUUUGAAGACUGAAGGCAGGCACUUGCUUCUCCCAGACCAAGAAUAUUUUGUUAAUGAAACAGCUUUUGGUAACAUUUCUGUGAUACAGGAUAGUGAUCAUUUUUAUUAUUAUUAUUAUUAUUAUUAUUAUUAUUAUUAUUAUUAUUAUUAUUAUCAUCAUCUACUAAUUCAGAGUUGCCAAUCCAAUCAGUUUGCUCGCAUUUGUCUGCCAUGUCUGUCUGACAGACUGAACCAUUUGGUUUUGUAAGCUAACCUCUGUUAAUAAAAUGUUUAUAAAGUUUAUUUUUGCCAAAGAUAUGCAAUUGUUGCAUUAAAUAUGGUAUUACAAAAUAAUAAAAAAAAUUGUUUCUUUUA
Molecule: messenger RNA, 3752 nt
Organism: Electrophorus electricus (electric eel)
Lineage: Eukaryota; Metazoa; Chordata; Actinopteri; Gymnotiformes; Gymnotidae
Gene: foxn2b
Product: forkhead box N2b
Biological process (GO): regulation of DNA-templated transcription
Cellular component (GO): nucleus
Molecular function (GO): cis-regulatory region sequence-specific DNA binding; DNA-binding transcription factor activity
Source: RefSeq, a predicted model, not a curated record